This is a messenger RNA of Limulus polyphemus (Atlantic horseshoe crab), 5131 nucleotides long. RefSeq names its product E3 ubiquitin-protein ligase listerin-like (gene Ltn1). Gene Ontology annotation, molecular function: ubiquitin protein ligase activity; ribosomal large subunit binding. NCBI's taxonomy places the organism in Eukaryota, Metazoa, Arthropoda, Merostomata, Xiphosura, Limulidae. The coding region runs from base 8 to 5116 and encodes 1702 amino acids. The transcript is spliced from 30 exons. Gene Ontology annotation, cellular component: RQC complex; cytosol. The record is from RefSeq and is a predicted model, not a curated record. Gene Ontology annotation, biological process: ribosome-associated ubiquitin-dependent protein catabolic process; rescue of stalled cytosolic ribosome.
UGCCAACAUGGGUGGAAAUAAGAAAGCACAACGUACGAAAGGAAAUACACGGCCUUCUAGCAGUGGUCGAAGUGCUGAACUUCUAUCAGCUAGUGGUGUUAGUGUGUCAGGUUUUUUGGGAUUCACUGCUCUCUCUACUGAUCUACCAAGUUAUGUACCAGCUGUAGGUCAACAACUCUCAGAUGAUGUGGAGCUGACCAUUGAUGGAGAUUUCCGGUUAGCAAUGAAGAAAAUGUCAAAACGAGAUGCUACCACAAAAUUGAAAGCCCUCCAUGAGUUUAUGGAUUUAUGCCAACUAAAAGAUGAAGAUACAAUUAAAAGAAUGCUACCUUUUUGGCCAAGACUGUACAUUAAACUUGCAGUGGAUUCUGACAGAAGAGUUCGUGAAGCCACCCACCAUGCUCAUGAAUGUUUAGUUUCAAGAGUCAGACGCAAUCUUGCUCCACACCUAAAAAGUAUCAUGGGAGUGUGGGUGAUAACACAGUGUGAUCCUUAUGCCCCUGCUGCUAGUGCUGCUCAAGCAUCAUUCAGAUGUGCCUUUCCCGAAGCCAAGCAGGCAGAAGCUGUGUUGUAUUGUUUAAGUGAAAUAUGCAGUUAUAUCCAGGAUAUUUUAUUCAAACAAACCAGCCAAUCAAUAAGUGACCCAAAGAUCACAUCUGUUGAAGAUAUGGAGUCAAAAUUUAAUCGGAUGGUGUCUAGUAGUCUACAAGGUCUAAAACUUGUCCUUGAAUUACUUACUGAAGAAGACAGGCUAAAGACAGUGAAACACUUAUCUAAAGUUCUUUCAGAACCAAAGUUUUGGAAGUUUCCUAAAAGCAAUGAUCCACAGAUUCGAGGUUCCUGGUAUAGCUUGGUAUCAAAACUCUGUCAACUGUUUCCUGAUGUUAUGAGGCCCCAUAUUGACAAGAUUUGCUCUCUCACACUCUGUUGUGUGGGAGAAGAAGAUCCUGUAAUUGCACCAUUUGUGUGGGAUAGUAUUCUUUCUGUUCUAGUGACAUUUGAGGAUUGUUGGAGUCAUGUAAAUGUGAGGAAGGCAGUUCUGCCUCAUUUGUGGACACUGCUGAAAGAAGGUGGGAAAGGAAAUGCUGAUAGAACUUUCUGCAAUCUUCUUCCAUUUCUUAGCAAGAUUCCUGAAAAUGUUAUUGGUGCAGACUACACAUUCUAUGAACUGUUUUUUGGAAACAUGAGAAAAGGUUUGGCCUCAGAAAAAGUUGCAAACUCUCCUAGCGAGUGUAAUUCGAUCAUUAAAGCAUAUUUCGAAUGCUUAAAGUAUGUAAUUACUCAGCAGACCAAAAAAGAAAUCUCCUCGAAAUCCCUUGUGGAUCUGCUUGUUGUGAAAGAGCUACUUCCUGUGGUAGAAACUUCUCUGAUGGACCCUCAGUCUAAGCUUGCCACUUCUGACUUGUAUCCAAGACUUGGAAAACUCUCAGAUAUCUCGAGUGUUCUUCACUAUCCAGAUAAAAUUCCAGUGAAAAGAAAGAAACAAGGUGUGAAAUUUUUAGAUUUAGAUGAUACGUCUGUGUCCAGAGGCAACAUACUUGAAACUAGUUUCACAACAAGAACUUUAGAAACAGAAAGGAGCUGGACACUUUCUGAUAGCUUAUUAGUUUCCAAUACACACAAGCUGUGUAAAUUAGUAUUUGAAAAACUGAAAGAUGAGUUGGUACUUUCAUACCUUAAGCUCUUAGCAGAAAUGAUUGGAACAGUGGGAAGUCCCACUCUAUUUGCUGCAUUGGUGAGUCCAGAAACAGACACCGAGAGUGCACCAUGCAAGUUUUUUCUACAGACUGUGAAACCUUGGCUUCAAAAGUUUUCUGCUGAGACAUCUGAAGAGAGCAUUCCUUUCAUUUUAAGUAUUGUAGAUAUAUUAUUUGCUGUUUGUUUCUCUCUCCCAUCUGAUAGUGGAAAACUUCUUCUGGAUGAAGUGACAGAGAUUCAAAGCCCUCAAGUUGUGGAAUGUCUGCUUGAACGGACCAUGAAGUUCCACACUGAGAACUCGGUUGUUAGAAAAUGGCUACAAGGAGAUGCAUUAGGACAAGCCAUACAGUCUAUAGCUGAGAAGUUGGUUUACAUGAGCCUACAGGACAGUGCUAGUUCAGUGGAUGAUACAACAAAUUCUAUUUGGAGGGCCUUACAACUGUGUUUUACAGCUACUGACCACUAUGAUCCACUCAUUGCCUCCUCAUACAUGAGUGAGAUUCUUAUGAUUUUCCAAAAGGCUGUGAAAGAUUCUACUAAUCAAGAAAAAAAUGUGGAAAAGAUAUCAAGAGUGAUAGAGUUUGUGUGUGACUUAGCAUCAAACUUGUUCACUAGUUUUAAAGGUUGUUGGAAGCUCAAAGCUUCGGAGAAGCUUUUGUUAACACUGUUUCUUUUGUGUUGUCGGGAUACCAAACAGUCGGGGUUAUCUGAACCAUUGAAAGAGAAGGUAUCAAGUACUUGGCAGACAGGUGUGCGUGAACUGGUUCUUCAGAAUGGAGGGUUUUCUUCAGAAAAUGGCAUGCUGCAAGAAGCUGUGAGACACCUAAAGAGUCUGGUCACACAAGAAGUGAAUUCGAUGAAAAGUUUAAAUAUCAUCAUAGACUGUACUUGGCAACUCCUUACUUCUGUGUACAAUGCUCUGAUACUGGCUGAUGAGAGUGAUAUAACUCCACCUCUCCAUCACCCUGUUUUAGCUUUUUAUCUGGAAAAUUUGCUUCAAUCAGCAGAGCAGUGGAAUCAGUUAGAAAAAGCCAUUCAAACAGGGAUUAUUUUAGAAAAUUGGGUAAAAGGACAUACAGUCUUGUUACAUAGUGAUGGUGAUCGAUCUGUGUUACUUACCACUAAUCAACAUCCACCACAGCACAUUUUUGUAGCUGUUUAUACUGCAGAACUUCUUUUGCGACUUCAUCAGUACUCUCCUUUAAUAAAUCCACCUGAUGAAGCUUGUGAUGAUACAACACAGAGUUUACAACAGUUCUCUCAUCUGCAGCUUAACUUGCCUUAUGUUUUGUUAGCCACUAUUUAUUCUACUAUUGCAGGUUAUGCUCAUAAAACUGUUAAAGAGUCCAAUGAAGAUUUAACUCGACAAGAACUACAUUACCUGCUUAACAAAUCCUCUUCCGCACUUAUAAAAAGCCUGUCUACAUCAGCUAUGGAGGAAAUGUUAGACAACAUAGGACAACGAGCUCCAGACAGCAUGCUUUGGACAGUUGUCCUUAGUCAUUUAUGUGCUCAAAUGGAAAACUGUGAUGUUAACCUUAGGCACUGGCAUACUAAGUAUGCUUCUACUCUUGAUGUGUUUCAGGGAAUAGGACACAGGAGAGUACUGCAGCAUAUGGUACCCUUCUUGUCUACUGACUGCCAGAAGAAUCUACUCACAUCUGUAAUCAAUCUUUUCCUCUGUUUGGAAGAUUUCUCCAAGGAAGGAGAAGAUAGUUUCAGCUGCCUUUCUCUGAUAACCACCUGUUGUCAACAAGAUGAAGUUGUUCAUGAUCUGUCUGUAAAAGAUGAAUUGGGAGCUCUUUUGAAUUUUCUCCAUGGUCUAAAAUCAACACAGUCAAUGCUGUUUGUGUGUUGCAGUGACCUACUUAAACAAAAGAAAGAGAAUGUACUCUUCAGCUGCCAAGUUAGCCAUUUCUUCCAGGUGAUAGUUCAACAGUUUCCAACACUACUAACCUCUAUCAACUGGGAUUUUUUGCUUUGUUUACUUGCUGAUUGGAUGCAGAGUUGUAGCCAUAGUGGAGAUACCACAACAGACAUCCCUUUACUUGCACUGAUGAGAAGAUCUUCCUUGCUUCUAGAAACUGUGUCAUCACUUGUUGGAAGCUUGAAGACACACCCUCAAAAGGAGCUAUUUCCACCUGAUCUUUCAGAUGAAUGGCAGAACGUUUUUAUGGAAACUUUGUAUAACACUGUAUUACAACUUUUUUUUAACAUAGCAGGAAAGGUACACAAAAAAGAUGUUGUAACAAUAGCAGAAGAAGGAGUUUUAGAAUCUCUGGGUUCCUGCUUAGAAGGUAUACCUGUUACAUACCUUCUGAACAUCACGCUACCUCCAAUACCUACUACAGCAGAAAAAUUCCAGUAUAGAUCACCAGAGUUACCAUCAUCAGUCACAUCUGUGCUACAACACCUGUGUCCACUGCUGACCUCUGGUGUCUUAUCUAUACAACUUGGAGCUCAUCAGUUGCUGACAAAGUUAGUUCCAGAACUACCCAAGAUGUUUUUGAACCAGGAGAAGAUGCAGGAUGAGGAAGAAAUUAUUAAGCCCCCACCAGCAGCUCUGUCAGCAGUUCUGGAUGAUACUAGUCAAGUGGUGGAAAUAUUACUCUCUGACUUUAGAGUUGGGGAUUGCUGUAUUGUACAACCCUACACAGACUCUUACACCUACUGUAUGGCCUACUUCCUCAUUUGGAUGGAGGUGAUGGACUUUUUCAGUGCCACCCCUUCAGAGAAUCGUUCAGAAUAUGCCAGUUACUUGAAGAAUUCCAACCAUCUUUCCAGUCUUCUUAGUUACCUCUUUCGCCUUAUGCCUUCUAACCCUACUCUUCCACACACUGGUGAGAAACAAGUCAGUCCCAGUAAAAACCAGGUUCCAACUCUUUUCUCCGAACCAGUCGACUUAUCUGUAACAAGCACACCUAGUUCACAUCAGCUUCAACACCUUGCAUGUCAGGUGUAUUUAAAUUCUUUGAAGAAACUACCUGCUCUGGUCCGCCAGUGGUGGACUGAACAAGACAAGAGAACUACGGACAUUGUUAACAGGUUCACAUCAAAGUAUGUCAGUAGCCUUAUCUAUACAGAGGAGAUCCAAGCUGUACAUCGUGGAGAUCAGAGAUUCAAGAAUUUAAAGGUUAAAGCUCGGCCAGCUGCACGGGAAGUAAUGGCUACCUACACCAUAGAUGAAGUGACAAUAGAACUGGUCAUUCAGCUGUCGGCCAAUCAUCCACUGGGUGGUGUUACAGUAGAUGGUGGAAGAAGAGUUGGGGUUUCUAACACCCAGUGGAGAAACUGGCUGUUACAAUUAACCACCUUUCUGACACACCAAGUAAGUGAAUGUGUUUGUAAGUUAUAUCACUUCAAACGUCGAUUGCAUAGAAACUAUUUCUUAUACCAGACUGUCAACAAAAAACAUUGAGAUACAUUUCAGCAU